AUUCAAUUUAUUUGUUUUAGUCUUGUCUAAAAUACUUAAUACAGACAAUUUAUUUCGGCAUCUUUUCAGUGGAAUUCAUUUUUUUUCGGAUAGGAAGUCAUCAAAUAACUCUUUCCACUUUUGGUUGAUCGAAAGGGAGUGUCAGACUCCUACUGACUAAAACCCACCCAUGCCCUCCUUUGCCCUUCGUGCAGGUACCGAAGCCUCGGUAACCCUUUCGGACAAUCCCCCUUCCCCGGGCAGGGCGGAAUUAAUACCUAAAAAAAAACUACUAUUUCGACAACUCAGAGAAAACUAACCCUUCAAAUCGCAAUUUGGCCACCUAUUACAGAAUAUUUUUUUCCGUGUCUGAUCACCCUGGCAAAGAUCACAGAAUGGGCCAAUCCGUCAGACUGCCGUCUUCUAACACCAAGCGCCAUCUUAUGAACAAUAACUGCAUUCAUUAGCAUAAUAAUAAACUAUUUAUUGAAAUAAGUUACUAACAUGUCUUUUAGACUUAUUUAUGAGCUCUGAAACUUACAAAUUGCUUUGCAUCUGGAACUGGCCUAUGCAGUUUGACUUAGGGUUUAAUAGUUGUACUGGACUACUAUAAAAUAUUUUGGUAUGGAUUUUGGCUCACGUUUGUGUUACCUAGAAUGUGACUUUUUGUAUAAAUCCCUUUGAUUUUUAUACAUUUUACUGCAAAAAAACGCCUGAUUUAAUGAAAUAGCAAUACUACAAAUUGAGGAUUAAAAUAACAUUAUCAAAUAUCUAUCUGAUUCCUUAUUUCAACUAUUUAAAGAAUGCACUUGAAUUAUUUUGAAAAUACCAAUACACAUUUUUUUUAUUCUCCCUUAGGUUCUUGUUCACAAAGCCGCCAAAGUAUACAAUCCCAACUCCGGUUCGACAUUUUAUGAUGACAAUGCUCACGAAUUCUCUUGUCCAUUACUCUUGAUCUCUAAAUAAAUGAUGAUUAUACAAAGGGGAAGUUCAACAUACACUGGCGCCACUUUACAAGCGUGCCAGCGUACGAGACGCUACGCAAUGUCGGUGACCUCGGAGGUCGCUACAUCUCCCUCUAACUCAUGUAGAACAAAUAGGACAGCACUACACAAUCCGAUGCGAGAAACGGAUAGCUUUAGUGACGUGUCAGGCGAGGGAGUGUUAACAGUGUCUUGAUAACUAUUUUUCUUUAAAAUAUAAUCAAAAUGAGAGAGUUUAAAUACGAUGUGAUACAACUUAUUCACUGUGUGCGAGACCGUCCAUGUUUGUGGGACAAAACUAUAGAAAAUUACAAAGAUAGGGUCGAGAGACGGUGUGCUUGGAAAGAAAUAUUUUGUAUACUGGACGAGUCGUACGAAGAAAUGACACCAGAGGAAAAACGAUUCACUGAAGAAACAAUACUAAACAAAUGGACAAAUGUAAGGGACACAUUUAUGAAAACUCUCAAAACAAGAUUGGGGAGGCCAAAGAGAAAAUACUUACUAUACAACCACAUAAAAUUCCUUACCAAAAUAGUGCCGGAAGAGGAAAAAAACGCUGCAUACUUAAACGAAGACAAUGAUGUAUUUAUGAAGCAAGAGGCUGAAGCAGAAUCCAGUUAUCCAGUCGAAGAACAAAGUUUCUCACAAAAACGUUCAAAACUAAGUGAGUUUAACGAUGAAAAUGCAACAUCCGAUUACAGUGCCGGCGAAAGCAGUUUCAGCAGUACAAAAAGAAAAUCGAAAAAAGUCAGUCGCGACGUUAAUGAUUCAAAAGAGAUUAAGAAGAAAAAUAGAAAAAGUAACGUGAAAGAUGAUGGUGAGAAGCUUAGUAUAGACAACGAUAAUACGAAUGAUAUUGAUUUUGUUGAGGUGGCUGAUAAUGAUCCAAGGAUUAUGAAUGAAGAUGAGGCGUUCUUCGCUGCGUUGUUACCGUCAAUAGUAAAAUAUACCGAAGAUGAAAGAUUAGAAUUCAGGAUAGAAGUUCUCGGGGUCAUGAAACGAAUUAAGGAGAAAAGAGAAUGGGCAGAGUAGUGGCUACACUUGUGAUAUAUAAUUUAAAUAUAUAAGAAGCCAGAAUAAAGAAGAGCAGACUUAUAUUGAAAACGAUCUCAUGGAGAUGUCAUUUAUUGGUGCACUUGACACCAAAUUUUGAUCUAGCCCGUGAUCAAAAACCUUUAUGUAAGAUGGCGAACUACUGUAUCAAAUAGGAAGCAUUUUAAAAGAUGUUUUUAUAAUGAUACACAUCUUGCUCAGCUUGGGCUAAGAUGCGAAAACCGCCUUGAUACUUGACGAUGAGAUGCCGAGUAUUUUAUUACGUAAGAGAAAUUCACGAAUAAAUAAGAAUUAAUUGUA
Trichoplusia ni (cabbage looper) is the source of this 2315-nucleotide messenger RNA. RefSeq lists its product as uncharacterized. The transcript has 2 exons. NCBI's taxonomy places the organism in Eukaryota, Metazoa, Arthropoda, Insecta, Lepidoptera, Noctuidae. Gene Ontology annotation, biological process: regulation of transcription by RNA polymerase II. The record is from RefSeq and is a predicted model, not a curated record. Gene Ontology annotation, cellular component: nucleus; transcription regulator complex. The coding region runs from base 1188 to 1994 and encodes 268 amino acids. Gene Ontology annotation, molecular function: DNA binding.